GCCUGGCCUGUGGGGGAUGAGCUCAAGUGAUGGGGGGGAGGCCUCAAAGAGGCAGACUUUGUUUCUGCCUCAAGGACUUUUUAAUCUGGUUAGAAGAACAGGAUUAGUAAACAGAUCACUAGAAUAUGAGACAGGCAACACGCUGUGCCCUGAGAAAGGUACAGACUGAAUGUGCUGGGCAUUGGGAGGGGAGAGGAAUCAGAUUUGGCUGGCGCUGUUUCAAGCAGGCUUUAGCAGUUGGAGCUUAAGAGAUGGGUAGACUCGGAGGAUGGGCGCUGGUGGCAGGAGAAAUGGCACAGCACACUGUGGAGGUUGGAAGGUGGGAGAUAAAGGGCUCUCAGAACUGUGUCUUCAACUUUCUAAUGACGUCCUUAGCAGGACCCAACAGAGCCUUCCAUAUGGUAGGUGCUCAGGAGACAAGUCCUUUGUCCCCUCCUCGGUUUGGAGACGGUGGAACCUUCAGGAACUGCACUCAAUGACGUCUUUCUCUAGACGGAUGGGUAAAGAGAAAACAUGGCUCUGAAUAAAUCCGGGUUUGGGGCUGGAACAAAGGGAGGGGUCACGUUCCAGUUUGGGGUCGUCUCCUCCACCCGGCCGUCCUGAGCUCUUCGUAGUCCUGGCGCCCCGCCAGGGGUUUCCCAAGCUAUCCCAGAGGGCUGGGCUUGGUUCGCCAGCCCCUGGGAAUCCCUGGAGUCUCCAGGCUGGUGUGAAGAGCGGUCCGGGAAGGGGGUCCGAGGCCCGUGGAGGCUCCUCCGGGGGAUCGCUCGCAUUGGCCCCCUCCAGCGGGCUUCCGUUGUCACGUGACUGCAUCCCAGGUCUUCCAAGUGUGGGGCCGGCGCGUUCGCAGCUAUCCUCCGGACUGGACCGAGCGGUAUUGGGGCCGGGCGGCAGCCUGGGCGGCUCCGUCUCCCUCCGGGAGCUACCAACACCUGCCCCCCCACCCCGCCCCCGCCAGCUGUGGUGUUCGGGCCUCGCACACGCUUGGGCUUCCACAGCGGGGUGCAGGUGGGGGAUGGAGAGGUCUGAGGGCUGUAAGGCUGGAGCCCGGGCUGGGCGGCGCCCCCCUCCCCCCGCCGGCCGGGCGCGCGUCUCCGGGGCUCCGCACCGGCCCCCGGCCGCCCCUAGUCCGGCCCCAGCGCGCACUCGCAGGGCUGCGGCGGCGGGGAGGCUGCGCGCCGAGCGCAAGCCGCGAGCACAAACAGGGCGAGGAGGCUGGUGUGAGCGCCUGGGCCCGGUGCCAGCGCGCCGGGGCUGGAACACAAUGUCCCGAGCGGGCGGGCGAGCGGGGAGCGAGAACAGCCUGACUCAGCAGCUGGGUCAGUCAUUGUUCUGAAGCUUUCUGCAUACCUACGGUGACAGGGACAUUCUCACAAGGCAGCCCACUGCCCUUCUGGACUUCCCUAUCUCCAAGUCCAGUCACCCAUGGAACACCUGCCCUCACAUGACCUGGAAGUGACUGAACUCGUCCUCAUGUGGCUCACACCAGCUCUUCCCCAUUGCCCACUAUGACUCUCCCAUCCCCCAAACUCACCACGAAGGUUCCACCUUUGGCUCAAAUUCCCACAGCCUCUGCCACACCUUUCUGACCUACGUUUUUCCUUUCUCCUGCCUAGCCUACUGGACUAAUGUUUCUCAAACGCUGUUUAUUGUGUAUGCUUUCAGCUUCAAGUUCCUCAACCAAGCACACUGGGUACACCAGCUGCUCAGCUGUGUGUUCCACAUGAAGGGACCCGGACUCAUUCAUGGUGUGCCCAAAUCACAGAGGCCAGCUCUGGGCCUGGUACCUAGCAGAAGGGCAGCAGAUGUUAGUCAAGUGACCAACCCACUUGGUUGUGCUUUCUCAUCUUUCUCUCCUGACUCGGUCUCCCCAUUCCCAUUGAACCUGUUGGUUCCUGGUACUUGCUCAGGCCCUUUGGUUUUGAAAAGUCACAAUUUUUUAUCUACCAAAUCUUCAGAGAGGGGUGGGGAAGGGAGAAGCUGACAGCCAAGUCAACGUCAAGGAGUCUGUGCCAAAUGCCAACUGCAGAGACUUUGAGUGCAGAGUGGAAUGAGUGCAGCUGCCCUGCUGGAAGCUUCCCUAAGAAACGAAACCCACAGAGGAGGGGGGAAGGCCGAAAGGUGUGGAAAGUCAAGUGCAAAGAGAGCACAAAGCUAAGUGGCUGAACUGGUUUUGAACCCCGGCAGUCUGGCGAGAGCCCACACUCUCCUUCACUAAAGUAAACCAUGAUGGGAAUAUCAGCUUUGAAUGUAGAAAGCCAGUGCACUUGACAGAGGGGUGUGCGCUCGGACAACCCAGGUCUUUUUGCCUUGGUGAGAACAGGUAAGAAACUUGGAGGCUGACUGUGUGUAUAUGGAAUCUCAGACUUCUCUCUAGUCAGUGAUUCCAGAUCUUUGGAUUUGACAGACGAAACAAAGCAAGAAAACAAAAGCCACGUGCCUACAAAGUUGCAGCUUUAAUUUAUGCACCCUAAGAACACUCAGAACACAACUAUCGUCUAUUAGCACCAUCAUUUCAUAAAAGCAAGUGCAUUUGAAUUCUCAAAAUAAGAAACUGACCCCCGCCAGUUCAUCUAAAUCAAAAGCAGUCAUUCCCGAGAAGGGACAGUCAUUGACUUCACACCAACAAAUGGACUUCCCUCUGUGUUUUUUACAUUGUGCUGUGGACUAAUGAAAUAUCACUCUGGGGAUGGCCUCGGCCUCUUCAUCCCUCUGCAUCAUUUGAGAGCAGAACCAAAAGAAGUGGGCUUUAGGUGUAGCAGGAAGGAGUUAGGUUAAAGCCAAGAAGGAACACUCAUUUGGAAGCUUUUAAAGAACAGGUGAGCACUGCAUUUGCUUAGGAAAAGAGGGUUGCAGAAUCAAGUCCAUGGACUGGAGAGGUCAGCAGCUAUGGGUCCUACCCCAGGGAAGGGCGGGAACCUUGUUCUGAAGGACCUGUCCUCAGAUCCACUAGGGUAGCCUUGGAACCUAAAGCGGUCCCAUCAGGCAGCCAUUUCCUGCCUGGAGUUCAUGGGGCAUCCAUGGGCCUCUGUUACCCCUCCUUGCAGAGUCCAUGUAGUCAUCCACCUUGGGGCUGGGUUGAGUGCUACAAAUGAGCUUGAGGAGGGCCGAGGACAGUGGAGAGGAAAGGAAAAGAACAGCCACCUGGGAGUGUUGCCUACAGCCUGGGGUGUGAUGGGUGAAGGCUCUGAGCAGUCAGGCCUGGCUGGCUGCGGCAGCCUUGAGGAUGCUAUUUCCCUAUCUCCCCGCCUCCUUCAAGCCCAGGUGUAGCCCAUGACCUAGAACCUUCCAAGAGGAGCUCAAAGCCAGGCAGGUGAAGACCUGUUCUGGUGCAACGAUGCUCCAUGCUGGCUCUGGGCCUGAGCCUGGCUCAGGGCCUGUCACCUCCCUGUUCUGUACGAGGAGGCGAGGCCACAGGUAUGGGGACAAGUGGGGAAGGAGAGAAAGAGAGAAGGGUCUGCUCUCACCUGCCCCAUCCUAUUGGGGGAGACCAAGUCCUCCAAAGGUGGACUCUCAUGUUUCUGGGAUGGUGGCAUUUUCUGACUGCACAGGAGGCCUUCAGACCUCAUCUCAUCCUGUAGGGAUGGCGUGGGGUGGGGUGCCGAGCACUGGGGUGCGGGGCACUGGACUGUGGUACUCCCAGAUUUAGGCCCCCAUCAUGUAAAGGCAUACAUCUACCCAAAUUGUAAUCCUGGAGUUAUAGAAUGGUAAAUGUGGAUACCCCCAGGUUGCAAACAGUCACAGAUUGUGACCCAGCAAGGGCAGUCGCUCCUCCAGGGUCACACUGGUUAAAUGGGCCUGGAGCCCCCGUAACCAGAUUUCUCAAGUCCUCAAAGAAUGACAGAAGUCAUGAUUUGAGCACCUACUAAGUGCAAGACUCUACUGGAUGUUGGAGAUGCAGAGAGAGCUGCCCUCAAGAGCUUCUGGCCAGACAGGUAGAUCCUACCCACUACAGGGGAACUACAGUUUCUGGAAGGUGAUGGGUUUGCCUGAGGACUGCAAAACUUCAUAAAGUGCUCCCCUUGAUGGACGGGGGUCCUGCCUGCAGAAACAUCCUGAGGCCCAGCAGUGAAUCUGUGGUGAAGAAAUCAAAAAUGGGAGGCCAGAGAGUGAGAGAAUGGUAUUGCCAAUGGGCACAUCCCGAACACCCCUCCCAGAAACUUCCAAAGGAACCAGCCCAGAAAUCGGGCCUCUGCUGCCCUCUAAUGGAGGAAAUCAGCCUCUAGAGCUGCCUGCUGGGGCCCAACCAACCCGGCUUCCCUAAGGAAAAGGGGAUGCGAGGACCUUCCUGUCCCCCCCUCCAGACUUUUUAUUCCCAUAGUCUUGAGCUUCAUUUCCGACAGCCUGUGAAGCUGAACCUUCUUCUCCCCUUCCCAGCACUCCUGGCUGCCCCGUUUCCUGAUCACCACCCUCUAUCCCGUUUCCCUAGUUUCCUUUGUUGCCCAGGUUCUGAUUCUGGUAUCCUGGUUCCUGGCCCUGCCAGAGUUCUGGUUCCAGAAGGCCCUUGCCAGGUGCCUUGGGCCUAGCUCCCACCCGGGCGCAAGGCCACACUGAAGACAUGGGUAUGAGCAUCCCCCAGUACCUGGGGCAAAUGGACAUCCGAAAAGGUGUAGUGGGCUUGGCCACAGGUGCUGGGUUCAUCUACCUGCUCUACAAGGCCAUCAGGGCUGGUAUCAAAUGCCAACCGCCCCUCUACACUGCCUCACCCAUCUGCAUCGCCCGUGAGUGUACGGGCCCUGGGGAGAGGGCUCUGCCCCAGGAGGCACCUGCUCCCGAGGCCUCCAGUGUGGGAGGGCCCAAAGGCCUGGCAGUCGAGCGAGAGCGGCACGGGCGGGACUCGGGUGAGCUCCGGAGGCUCCUCAACUCUUUGGAGCAUAAACAGGAUGAGUACGCCAAGAGCAUGAUCCUGCACAGUAUCACGCGCUGUGUGUACUUGCUGGAGGCUGAGGCCUCUUCUUGUACUACUGAUGACAUCAGCUUGGUGGGCUCCAUGCUGGAUGACAAGGACAACAGUGUCAAAAUCCAAGCUCUGAACACACUUAAAGCUUUCUCUGGCAUCAGAAAAUUCAGGCUUAAAAUCCAGGAACACACCGUCAAGGUACUGGAACUGAUCUCCACCAUCUGGGAUUCGGAGCUGCAUGUUGCCGGCCUCAGACUCCUCAACAGCCUCCCACUGCCUGACUAUGUACAUCCACAGCUGCGACGGGUGAUGCCUGCCUUGAUGGAGAUCCUGCAGUCAGAAUAUAUCCUGGCACAGGUGCAAGCCAUACGAUUGCUGAGCUACCUAGCACAGAAGAACGACCUUCUGUAUGAUAUUCUCAACUGCCAGGUGCACUCCAACUUCCUGAACCUGUUUCAGUCCACCCAGCCAGGGAGUCUGCUGUUCGAGGUACUGGUGUUUGCUGAGCGGCUAAGUGAGGGCCAGAAUUCACCCCACUACCGUGCCGUGAAGUGGCAUUACAAUGAACAAUCUCUUCAUGAAGCUCUCUUUGGGGAUGAGUCCCGACUGGCAGACCGGCUGCUCGCCCUGGUCAUCCACCCUGAGGAGGAGGUUCAGAUCCAGGCCUGCAGGGUCAUAGUCAGCCUGCAGUGCUCCCAGGAUGUGGGAGUCCGGCCCUCCUCCUGCCGGCCCAGUCAUUCCUACUUUAAUAGCGGGGAAUAAAAUUAAGGAGAGCCCAUAAAUGACUAUGGGAGAAAA
This is a messenger RNA of Mirounga angustirostris (Northern elephant seal), 5695 nucleotides long. RefSeq names its product armadillo repeat containing 12 (gene ARMC12). The record is from RefSeq and is a predicted model, not a curated record. NCBI's taxonomy places the organism in Eukaryota, Metazoa, Chordata, Mammalia, Carnivora, Phocidae. The coding region runs from base 4556 to 5659 and encodes 367 amino acids. The transcript is spliced from 9 exons. Gene Ontology annotation, cellular component: nucleus.